GAAGAGGCAGUGGUCAUUGAUGAGUGUUUUCCUGGUGUGUCUCUUGGCCUGCACCAUUACCACAGCAGUAGGAGUCCUGAUUCUCUCCUUGGUCUAUAUUAACAACUCUCAGCCCCGUUCAGAAGUUCCUUUAGAACCUGAAGCCUGGCCUCUGCAAGCAACAACAAUUCCCAUUGUGCAAAAGGCUGUUGAUCCAAAAUUCCAGUUUCUUAAUCAUCUACCUAAAUCCAAGGUGUUUGAGUUCCCUGGUGGUGCAAUUCAGUGGGCCCGGUACAGGAGCAAUGUCAAAGACUAUCUCAGCCUUGAAGAAGAGGCCUUUGGCAGCAGUUUGAACAGUCAGCGAUCGCAGAUGACUCUGGGGACCCUGAGAAUAAAAAGCAAUGGCCUCCGGGCCCCUCACUGGCACUUCAACGCUAACGAACAUGGCUAUCUUGUGCAGGGAUCAGCGUGGAUUGGAGUGGUUGAUGAUGGUGGUGUGGUUACCACGUACAAUGUCACAGCUGGCCAAGUGAUCUUCUUCCCUAAAAAUACACUGCACUGGAUAAAGAAUGUGGGAAAUGAAGACUGCUUUUUCUUACUCUUCUUUUCCACACACGAUGAACUUCAGACCCUGGAUGUUGAUGAUGUAUUUUUUUCUACACCUGAGGACAUUGCUUCCAGGUCACUUAAGCCUGAAGGUGGAAUUAAUUUCAUUAGAACAUUCCAUAAGCAAGAAGAGGAUCAGGCCGUCAACCUUCCUCCCCACCUGGCAGAACUGGUUAUGAAUGCUAGUUAUGCACAGUCUCCAGACAGCCUUGUGUGGAGAUACUUUUAUGACCUUAAAGGUUCAAAAGAAUAUCGAUUUCCAGGAGGAAUAAUACAACGAGCGCAAUAUUGGAGAAAUGGAAGUGAACUAAGCAACAAUGAAAAAAUUUUUAGUGAAUUCCUGAAUCAGCAUCAAAAUGCACUCGCUUUGAGUACACUCAGAAUUUAUAACAACGGAUUACGACAGCCACACUUUCAUUUUAAUGCAAAUGAAAUGGGAUAUGUAAUAAGUGGAUGUGCAAAGGUGGGCAUUAUUAAUACUCAGGGUACCAUAGAGUUUGACAUUCACAUUGGAGAUGUGGUAUUUUUCCCCACUGGAACCCAGCAUUACAUUAAGAGCACAUGUGAUGAGGAUUUACUUUUCAUUCUUGCCUUCAGCACUGGAGACCAGUUGCAAACCCUUGACAUGGAUGAUUAUCUGCAAGCCACGGCAGACCAUAUCCUGGCCCAGCUUUUCUUCAAGAAGCAAAGUGAAUUUAAGAAGAUCCCCAAAUUCAAGGAGGACCAGGCAAUCAACCUGCCUUAGAUUCGUUGAUGAGUUCAUGUCUAUUCUUCCUUCUUCAUUUGUUACUGGUUUUGAAGGAGGAUCACUUGGCUAAUGAGCCUGGAGCUCUCCCCAGAGUGGAAGUGAGAAAGCAGGUGCAAAGCAGCUCCAUGGGCUUAUUUAGCUGAUAGUAAUUAUGGGCAGUUCAUGCUAAGGGAACAUUUCAGUUUAUAGUCAUGCAUCGCUCGACAAUGGAGAUACGUUCUGAGAAAUGUCUUUAGGAGAUUUCAUCAUUGUGUGAACAUCAUAGAGUGUACUUACACGAACCUAGAUGGUAUAGCCUGCUACACACCUAGGCUAUAUGGUACUAAUAUUAUGGAAUCACUGUCAUAUAUGUGGUCCAUCGUUGACCAAAAUGUCAUUAUGCGGCGCAUGACUGUAUUCUGUGUAGAUUAGUAGAUUUAUGGAGGAAACUCAAUGACUUAAUAUAUUUGUAUGGAUUUUAGUAUAUGUGUAUAUAUUUGUUUAUUUUCCUUUUCUUACUUCAAAUUUAUUAUUUCAAAUGAAAAUCCAUUCUUCUUAUGUGCAUCAGUAAAACUUAGCACCAUGCAUGUACUUUUGUUAUUCAUCGCUGUGAGAGGAAGUGAGGUGGUCAGCCUCUGAAUGUACAUAUUGAGGCACUGGAACCCCGUUACAUCAAACCUUGUCUGGAGAGUUUAGUUUGGAACCCUAGCCUGGCAAUUCCCAACCCUUUCAUUGGCAUGGAGAUAAUUUUUAUAGUGCCAAAAUUUUCAAGGACUUACUUUUACGAGUAGUUUUAUACUUAUUGCGUAUUAGCUGAGAAUAUACUUAAUGAUAUAGUAACUAUGAAUUCAAUACCGUCUUUGAAUGUAUUUGGAUUUCAUUAAUCACAUCAAUUAUUUACACUUGAGGAAUAGUCAUCCCUAUAUUUGAGAAAUGUAUGGUUUAUUUAGUCUAUUGGCAAGGCUCGUUGUGUAUGUGAAUUCGAGGACAGCGUAUCAUUGCUUGGAAGCUAAUCAGGGACUCGUGGUGCCCAAAUUGGGAGUCACUGUCUUAAAAGAAAGAAUUUUGUAUUUAUUUAAGUAGAAAAGAAUUUGUUCACAUUGAAUCUGUGCCUGAUUUUUGUUUGCAGUUUAUUUUAACAGAUGUUUGGUACACCUGCCUUAUGCUUGAGUACCAGCAUCAGUUCGGGGGUAUCCUGUAUAAAAUUCUAAAGUCAGUAUGGCUGGGUUUUAAUACUUUCAUCCACCACACCAUCCCUUUUCAAUUAUUCCCCUGACACCUAAUGGGAUUUUUAGAUGUCUUAGGAUGUUUGUUCUUAGGCUACAAAGAAUCUGUAUGUUCUCUCUCUCACUUGCUCUCUGUCUGUCUGGAUAGCUAGCCCUGUUGAAUACAAGUGCAGAAUACAGUGAGAAUCAGUAAUGGCGCACUUUUAGCAUGGGGAAGUACCCACUCACAUAAUGUACAUCGUCAGAUUAUAAAAGGCCUGUUAUCCCUUGGAACCAACUUACUGUGUAUUUCCUUAUUGCCCUUUUCUGGGAGAGCCAGCCAGGAUCAGAGCUUGGUAGCCAUGGAGUGUUGUGGUGGCGGUGGCGUUUCGAAGAGAUUUUAUAGGGAAUCUAUAAACCAGGGGAUGGUGUUCCAGAGGAGCAUGGUUAAGAAGAUGCAGGGAACAGCACAGGACGAUGGGUAUAUGGAAGAAGGAUGUCCAGAUAAGGGAAGAUAGUCGUAAAAGGUAAAUGGCAAUGAGUAUAGACAGAUUUUGUUUUAAUUUUGGAAUUUUUUGUAUAAUAUAGACCAGUUCAUAAUCCAUUUUCUUGUAUCAGGAAGUAUUGUAUCAGAUUACUAUGUGAUCAUUUAAUGAAGAUUUUGUGAAUUUUUGUAUAUUACUUUGUCAUUGUAAUUUUAGAUGAACUCUCUUCUUAUGGUUUUGUAUAUUUGAAGUGUUAUUGGAUUCCCUUGGGUAUCCUUGAAAUACAUCAUCACCUAAAGAAAAUAUGUUAUGAUACUGGAACUUUCUGGGUUCCUUGAUAAUAAUAUACUUGAAGCCUGACUUAGGUUUUCAAUCUACUAUGUAUUUAAAGAAUAAAAAUCUUAAAAAUAAAAAUAAACUCAUGCAGAUGAUUCAG
Molecule: messenger RNA, 3438 nt
Organism: Equus caballus (horse)
Lineage: Eukaryota; Metazoa; Chordata; Mammalia; Perissodactyla; Equidae
Source: RefSeq, a predicted model, not a curated record